CGGCGGCGAGAGAGAACCCUAGAUGGUGCCGGAGGACGGGGCGCGAGCGGUUGCUGCCGCGGCUGCGGCUGCUGCUGCGGCAGCGGCGAUGGAUUCGCCCACCGCUGCGGAGCACCCCCCGGUGGAAUCGUACCAGCGACAGGUCGACGACAUCGCCUCCAAGACCGACGUGCUAGAGAAGAGAGUGAACGAGGUGACACGCUUCUUUGACGGCAAGAAGCAUGGCAGUGGAGGGCGGAAGGCCGGCGGUAGCAGCAGGUAUGCGACGAACGGUGCAAGGGAUUGCAAAGGGACGCCCGACCUUACGCGCCAGCUUGGUGGUAUCAUUCGCCAGAUCACAUCUCAUGAAUGGGCGGACCCAUUUCUGCAGCCAGUAGACGUUGUAGGUCUUCAACUUGAUGACUACCACAAGAUUAUAACCAAACCUAUGGACUUCUCAACCAUCCAAAACAAAAUGGAAGGGAAGGAUGGUACCAAGUAUAACAAUGUCCGAGAAAUAUAUUCUGAUGUUAGAUUAGUUUUUGACAAUGCAAUGACGUACAACGAUGAAAAUCACGAUGUUCACAUAAUGGCCAAGUUAUUGCUUGAGAAAUUUGAGGACAAGUGGCUCCAGCUUCUCCCAAAAGUUGAGAACGAGGAAAGGAAAAAGGAGGAACCAAAUGAUGUUCCAACCACAAAUAACACUACACCAGAAGCUACUGUUGGAAAAUUAGCAAAAGAUACUGAUGAUGAGCUGAAUGAGCUUUAUAAUCAACUGGAUGAGCUCCGGAGAAUGGUGGUUCAGAGAUGCAGGAAAAUGACCACAGACGAGAAGAGAAAACUCGGUGCUGGUCUUUGCCACUUGUCUCCCGAAGAUCUUAGCAAGGCACUAGAGUUGGUUGCACAAGACAAUCCUAGCUUCCAAACCUCAGCAGAAGAAGUGGAACUUGACAUGGACGCUCAGAGUGAGACGACCCUCUGGAGGCUGAAGUACUUUGUUAGGGAAGCAUUGGAAAGGCAGGCCAACGCAGCCGCCUCUGGCAAGGCUGAAGAGAGCGCGAAGAGGAAGCGUGACGAUAUCUACAAUGCUCUAGCCAAAACUGCUUCGAAACGAGUCAAGAAAUAGCCAUAGUAGCUCCUUGUUUCUCAUGGUUCAGUAUGUUUCUGUAGAAAUAGGUUUUUGUGGAACACUGCACGCCCUUCUGUGAAGACAUGUGUAUAUAUGAAGUCAUGAAGAUGCAUAUGAGCCAAGUUGUGACUGGUUACUUACGCCUAGUCUCAUAGCAGGUUACCAAUGGUUACAGUAUUGAGCAAUGUUGCUGC
Molecule: messenger RNA, 1302 nt
Organism: Lolium rigidum
Lineage: Eukaryota; Viridiplantae; Streptophyta; Magnoliopsida; Poales; Poaceae
Product: transcription factor GTE1-like
Exons: 8
Coding region: 23-1105 (360 amino acids)
Molecular function (GO): protein binding
Source: RefSeq, a predicted model, not a curated record